ACCGGUUGCACGUCUAUUUCACUACUUGGUGAUCGUAUAAACGGAGAGAAGGCUAGAACAAACGCGGUUUGUCGGUCAUGUACCACCGUACGGAGCUAAUCUUCCUGCUUUCACUGCUCUUGCAGUUGAUGCUGAUCCGUGCUCAUAAUGCAAGGAAUAGUUACAAGGAGAUUCUUGUUCAGGAUCGCAUCGAAGAGAAAUUUCAAUUGAUUGGACCUCGCGCUUUGUUGAAGUAUCAAAAUUUCAAUUUUGUGAGUGACGAGUGUGCUCGAGAUUUGGCUAUCUACGAAAGAGGAAUCGAUAGACAGGAAACAUGGGCUUUGCAAAUGCUAGAUUCUUCAUCGAAAUUGCCUACUGGCAUAUUGCGAGGGAAUAUAAUAGACGUUGGUAUGUACGACGAAUGCAUUGAGACUCAUGGCAUUUCCAUGGAAGGUAUAGAAAUAAGUGGACAACAUUGUACUUAUUCAAUUAAUCGCAUGGUCACUCUGGAGAAGCGUAUUUUCUUCAAUCCAGUACUAUCCAUUUGUAUGCCGAAGAGAUGCAGUAAUGAUGAUCUUUUCCGACUUAUCAAUGGUUCAAUUGAUUCUGAUUUGAAUUUAAAAAAUUUUGGAUUAAGUGUUUCUUCUGCUAGUUGUACGAAUACAGAUUAUAAGUUUAUCGAUAAACAGUUAAUUAUCUUUGCGAUUAUUAUGUUUUUAUAUCAUGGUUUCUUAUUUUUUUGUACGGCGCUCCAUUUAAAAAAUAUAAUUGUUUCAUCUAAGAAGCGCGAUAAAACUGUGCAAACUUUAACGCGUUUCUCUUACGUGAAAAAUAUUAAGGCCAUUCUCAGUUUGAAGGCCUCAGAAAAUGACCUGCCAGUUAUACAUGGUCUUCGAGCUCUUAAUACUUUUUGGCUCAUUCUCUUACAUGAAGUGUUUUUUCAAUUCUUUUUGCCUUUGGUCAAUUUUAUGGAUUUAAAUAAGUGGUUUGCAUCGUGGGAAGCUUUAAUACUCCUUAUGGGGAUGUACUCGGUAGAUACGUUUUUGGUUUUGAGUGGAUUUUUAACAGCUUUCACAUACUUUAACCAAAGACGAAGAAAUAUAAAUUUUAAUAUUUUUUCUUUUUACUUGCAUCGUUUUAUAAGAUUGGCUCCUUCAAUAGCAGCGGUACUUUCUAUUACCAUAGUAGUAGCGCCGAAAAUUCCUUUAAUUGUUUCUGGGCCACGAUUCGAUUGGUUACAAAAUAUUUUUAUUAAAAGUUGUGGUUCUAAAUGGUUACCAGUUUUAUUCUUUAUCCCUAAUUUAGUGGAUAAAGAUAAUUAUUGUUUACAACAUUUGUGGUCUAUCGCUGUAGACAUGCAGUUUAUGUGGAUAUCACCAUUGAUUCUCUACGCUCUCCAUAAGAAGCCAAAAGCAGGGCUAUAUUUAUUAAUAAUAUUAUUAUUAAGUUCAAUUCUAUCAUAUGCUACCAUUCUUGGCAUUAAUAAAUAUUCAGCUAUCUACUUCACUCACAGACCAAGUAUUACAAUACUUUUGGAGGCUUUUCAAAAUAUCUAUGAAAUGCCAUAUACUAGAGCUUCACCAUGGUUACUUGGCCUUCUUUUCGGUUAUAUUGCUACGCAAGGAAAGUUUAACCUCAACAAGACGAUGACCAAUUUAGGCUGGUUAUUAGCCUUUGCAUCAUUCGCUUUUUGUACAAUCGGUACAAAGACAUUCACAAAUGAAGAGUAUGAGUACAACCUCUUCUGGGAAAUUACUUUUGCUGCACUUUCCAAGCCACUUUGGGGAUUUGGAAUUUGCUGGAUAAUCUACGAAAGCAUUUACAAACCUCAUGGUUUCGUAACAACUAUAUUAUCAUCCAAAUAUUUUUUGCCAUUUAGUAGAAUGUCCUACAGUCUGUGCAUCGUACACGUAUUAUUUCCAGUAUUACAAGCUGGUACUACAAAAGCUCCAAAAUAUUUUAGCGAUGCUUUAAUUUUCCAUUCUUACCUUAGUAAUCUUGUACUGGAUUUAGUUAUCGCAUUUAUAUUCAGUGCUUCUUAUGAAAUGCCUAUGAGAAUAGCAGGGGAAAUGAUUUUCAAAAGAAACCACGAAACACCUAAUCAAGAAAAAUUGAAAGCUAAUUUAACCAUCGAUUUUGAUAGAAGUGAAGAGACGAGUUGUUUAUCCAUCACAAUGCCUAGAUACGUUAAAUUUGCUGUUUCUAGUGUAGUGCUGCUAGUGUUUUUGACUUGUAGAGUGAGCGCCAAAUAUAUAAAUUAUGCUCACGUCCUGGAGAAUCCGGAUUACAAAGAUGCGUUAAGUUUACUUGCUCCAGAGAAAAUGUUCACUAAUCACGACAAAACUUUGGUUGUUUAUACUGAUGAUGAGGCCUGGUCGAAUGUCACCUGUUAUCACGAUUUACUCAUCUUGGAAGAAGCAAUUAUACGUCGUGAAGCGUGGGCGCUUCUGAUGUUGGAUGCUUCAUCAAAGUUAGGAUCAGGUCUGUUGCAAGGCAACCUUAUCGACCUUGGUCAAUAUGACGAGUGCAUUGCUGUCCAUAGCAAUUCAUCUGAUAAUGACAUUCGUGGACGCCACUGCAUGUACUCAAUUAGCGCGACACAGGAGAAUGUUACGAUACCUAUAAAUCCAACCUUGUCUGUCUGUCUCCCUACAACAUGUUCAGCCGAAGAUAUAGUUUCCGUUUUUAGCAGAACUAUCUCGCGGAUCAAUAAGCUAGGAGUUCUUAAUAUGAAGAUCGUCUCUACUACAUGCUCACCUGUCGAUCCGACUGUGUGGGAUUUAGAAUUUACUGUAUGCAUAGCUAUUCUGGUGAGCUUUGCAACUUUUCUAAUCGCUUGCACGGUAAUAGAAGUGGGCUAUAGUCCAGCUGCUGACUACUACAGGCAUCCCUUUUUCAAUACUCUGGCUGCGUUUUCAUUGAGAAAGAACGCAGCAUCAAUUCUUAAUAUGGACAUAAAUAGGGGAACACUGCCUGCUAUUCACGGAAUACGUUUCUUUAGUAUGGCAUGGGUUGUUCUUGGCCAUGAACAUGUAAUCUCACUUAUGGGUGCUACUGUCAAUACACUUGACUUUAUGAAAUGGGUUCAAUCUUGGAAUUCAUUAUAUAUUUUCAUCGCUCCAUUUACAGUUGAUACUUUUUUUGUAAUAAGCGGUUUCUUGAUGACUUAUCUAUUUCUAAAGCAGAUUCCAAAGAAAAAAAGAUUUAACAUUCCCAUGUAUUAUUUGCAUCGAUACUUUAGGUUAACUCCAGCUGUAAUAGCUUUGUUAGUUUUUACAAUAGUUAUUGUACCAAAAAUCGGUUCUGGAGCUCGAUGGGAUGUACUGCUUCGUUUAUUUACUGGAAAUUGUCGAAAUAAAUGGUGGCCUCACCUUUUAUAUUUACAGAAUUUUAUAGAGAAAGAUAAUAUGUGUUUAGCACAUUUGUGGUACUUAGCAGUGGAUAUGCAAUUCUUUUGGAUAUCGCCAUUGAUACUGUAUCCUCUCUAUAGAAAACCAAAGUUAGGUUUAAUAAUACUUAGUGCGCUAUUUCUUGUAUCUUUGGCCAUUACAGCGUCGGUUGUCGGAAUCAGGAAUCUACCUGUCGUAUCAUUUACUCACGUACUCAAUACGACUAUAACAAGGGAGGUUUUUUACGAUAUUUAUGUGAUCCCUUACCAUCGAGCAGGACCGUGGUUAGUGGGUAUUUUCUUGGGAUAUGAAGUAGCGACACAUAAUCGCCAAUUCAAUAGAGGGACAGUGAUUGGUGGCUGGAUAACCGCGAUUGCAUCGUUUUCUUUUUGCACAUUUGGUACUAGAUAUUUUGUGAAUCCUAAUUAUGAAUACAAUGCAGUUUGGGAAACUUUCUUCUCAGCAGUUAGUCGACCAAUUUGGGCCAUUGGAGUGUGCUGGUUAAUUUAUGCUAGCAUAAACAAUCGUGCAGGGCCGUUGUCAUAUAUUCUCUCAUGCAGAAUCUUCUUACCUCUUAGUAGACUUUCUUAUUGUGUUUAUUUGGUUCAUUUUGUUCUUCAACUAGUUCAUGCAGCUUCACUGAGGACGUCUAUAUAUUUUUCAGCUUACUACGUCUGGCGUUCUUUUUUUGGCACACUAAUAUUUUCUAUUGGGGCUGCUUUUUUCUUAGCUCUAUUGUUUGAAUCACCAAUUAUAGUUUUAGAAAAAAUGUUGUUGAAUAGAAAACGAGAAUCUCAAUUGGAGUCACAAAGAGAACUGGAGCCUAAUGUUGAUGAGGAUUCAAAACAUGGAAAAGAAUAAUUGAUCUGUCAAUCGUUAAAAACACUGUCACAAAUUGUAAUUUUAAUAUUAAAUACUUUAACACGUUUAUGUAAAAAUUAGGAAAACCUUCGAUAAAAAUGUAACGGAUUAAUUAGAAAAUACAAUCUACUUUACAUGUUGUGAAUAAUAAAACAUUGUGCAACGUGGGAGAUAAGUGAACCAUUCUCUGAUGGGUAGGUUGCCAUCGGACGCGAAGCGUAGGGUGGAAAACUCCUGAAAGGUAUGGCCCAAUUUCCUCUCUAAUAGUACAUACAAUUUUUCCGCGUAUCAAGAUCCACUGAAAAACUGUACUUACGACGAAAUUCGGAUAUAAUUUCUGUAUUCCUGUUCAGGUAAGAAAGUGUUUCGCGGCACGGUGAGCAGGCGCAACCAUGCAUGUUUUACAUUUGAGCCGUAACCAAGAGCAAAAAAAACAGCGCAGGUGCGAAACAUUUUCAACCACGACCAGGAAUACAGUACUUUGCGACCAGAUUUUAAUGAGAAAAAGACAUUAAUUUACAUCAGGGAUGUGGAAAAAAAUUAAGUGAUAGCAGAAACUUCCGUUACAAAAUCGUUUUUGUUAAAAAUUUUAACUUAAUGAAAAUACCGUAAAUUAAAUUGUUUAACUAUUUGAGACAAUCUAUUAUGAGUAAAUCGAUUUUGUUUUUUUACAACCGUCGCUGUUACUGCAGUAUAUAGAAGCCUGAAUAAAUAAAUGUACUAGCAGUUGCUUUGCGUUUGAUAUAUAUGACAUAUGAAAAAAAAACACAUCGAAAAUAUUCAAUUUUCUUACAAUAGUGUAGAGUGUAUCUUAUGAUAAAUAUUUGUAAAUACGUGUAAUUAGUCAUAUUUACACUAUAUCAAAUAGUGUACUUUUAUUAUUAUACUUAAUAUUACUUAAUUUUGUAAGAGUUUACAAUGAAAUAUAUUCUACAGCAUAGAAAUCAAAAGUAGUGUUUAUAAUUAAUGGCGUUUAUGAAGUUUAUAGGAUGUACGUGUUGUAGAUACCAUAG
Molecule: messenger RNA, 5242 nt
Organism: Phymastichus coffea
Lineage: Eukaryota; Metazoa; Arthropoda; Insecta; Hymenoptera; Eulophidae
Exons: 21
Coding region: 78-4229 (1383 amino acids)
Molecular function (GO): acyltransferase activity, transferring groups other than amino-acyl groups
Source: RefSeq, a predicted model, not a curated record